This is a messenger RNA of Canariomyces notabilis, 747 nucleotides long. RefSeq names its product 60S ribosomal protein L7. The transcript has 3 exons. The record is from RefSeq and is a predicted model, not a curated record. The annotation marks the transcript as partial. Gene Ontology annotation, biological process: maturation of LSU-rRNA from tricistronic rRNA transcript (SSU-rRNA, 5.8S rRNA, LSU-rRNA). Gene Ontology annotation, molecular function: RNA binding; structural constituent of ribosome. Gene Ontology annotation, cellular component: cytosolic large ribosomal subunit. NCBI's taxonomy places the organism in Eukaryota, Fungi, Ascomycota, Sordariomycetes, Sordariales, Chaetomiaceae.
ACGCUUAGGUCCGUCCCGACCCAGAACGAUAUUCUGGUUCCCGAGACUCUCCUGAAGAAGCGCAAGUCGCAGGAGAAGGCCCGCGCCGAGCGCGCUGCCGAGCAGGAGAAGAAGAAGCAGGCCAACAAGGAGAAGCGCGGCACCAUCUUCAAGCGUGCUGAGAAGUACGUCAAGGAGUACCGUGACGCCGAGCGUGAGAAGAUCCGCCUUGCUCGCCUCGCCAAGCAGGAAGGCUCCUUCCACAUCCCGGCCGAGGCCAAGCUGAUCUUCGUCAUCCGCAUCAAGGGUAUCAACAAGAUCCCUCCUAAGCCGCGCAAGAUCCUGCAGCUGCUCCGUCUGCUCCAGAUCAACAAUGGCGUCUUCGUUCGCGUCACCAAGGCCACCGCUGAGAUGAUCAAGGUUGUCGAGCCGUGGGUUGCCUAUGGCUACCCCAACCUGAAGAGCGUCAAGGAGCUCAUCUACAAGCGCGGUUAUGGCAAGGUCAACGGCCAGCGCAUCGCCCUGACUGACAACGCCAUCAUUGAGGAGAACCUGGGCAAGUUUGGCAUUCUCUGCAUGGAGGAUCUCAUUCAUGAGAUCUACACUGUCGGCCCCAACUUCAAGCAGGCCUCCAACUUCCUGUGGCCCUUCAAGCUCAGCAACCCCACUGGUGGCUUCCGCCCUCGCAAGUUCAAGCACUUCAUUGAGGGUGGUGACCUUGGCAAUCGGGAGGAGCACAUCAAUGCUCUGAUCAGGCAGAUGAACUAA